Mustela lutreola (European mink) is the source of this 3675-nucleotide messenger RNA. RefSeq names its product solute carrier family 16 member 3 (gene SLC16A3). The transcript is spliced from 5 exons. NCBI's taxonomy places the organism in Eukaryota, Metazoa, Chordata, Mammalia, Carnivora, Mustelidae. Gene Ontology annotation, cellular component: membrane. The record is from RefSeq and is a predicted model, not a curated record. Gene Ontology annotation, biological process: transmembrane transport; monocarboxylic acid transport. Gene Ontology annotation, molecular function: monocarboxylic acid transmembrane transporter activity. The coding region runs from base 1839 to 3221 and encodes 460 amino acids.
UCCCUCCCAUUCCCUUUCCUUGCUGAGAAGCCUCACUUGGAGGACUAGCCUGUGUGGGGAUCGGGGAGGGCGGUGUUUUAGCCUGGCUGGUACCCCAGGCUGGGGGUUAGCUGGGAGGAAAGGGAAGAGCCUCUGGGGCCGUUAGGACUGGCCGGGAGGGACGGCCAUGCUGCCCAUGUGGGUCUCCUGUGGCCCACACAGGUCCUGAGCCGUGCCGUAGCACCUGCCCCUUGCCCUCCUGGGUCCUAGCUCAGGGGAUGCCCUGGGUCCCGUGGGUGGUCAGCAUCUGAUGAGCAGAGAACAGGGCAGCAAAGGCUGGGGGUCGUGUUCUGCUGGUGAGUGCCGGGUGUGGCUGCUGCUGUGUCUCUCUGAGGGGCCCAGCUUCUCCUGAGACCCAGGGGUAUGGUUAAGAGCUGCUGCUGACUUUCGGCUUCAGACGCACUCUCCUCUUGGGCCUCUGCAUGCUCAUUUAGUUUAUUUUUAAAAAUCAGUGAACGUCUGUAAACCUACAACCCGAGAAAAGCCAGGAUUGUGGGGACACCUAGCCCUUCGGGGCCCCCACAGCCACCAGCCCCAUCCUCUGCCCUGGGUCUGGGGUGUUUGUGCUUUCUGCCCUGAACAGUGUCACCGCACCCUGACGCAGUCCUGAGAUGGGUUUUGGGGUUUUAUUAAGUUUCCCUGCUGCCUGUACUUCGGGGACCUUUUAAGCUUGACGCUAACAAAAGGAAGGGAUACUGCAGCUUGGUGUCCCCCCCCGGAGUGUUCUGGCUGCGGGGCAGCGUUUGCCCAUGUCCCGUCCUGGCGUCAGGCACGGAUCUGGAGGGCAGAGCCCAGGGGUGAGCCGAGACUGCCCAGGCAGAGUCCAGUCCCAGGUCCCAGAUAUGCCUAGGAUGUGGAAAUGGGCCACCUGGGGGCCAGGUCACAGGGCUGUGGGCACAUCUGCAGGAGGACCGGGGGUUUCCUCGGCCUGGGUGCCCCCCCCCCCACGCCCGGGGCUGGGGAGCCUUUGGCCUAAGGAACACCCUGCACCUUGCCCUCUGGUCCACAAGCCUUCUGAGCGCUUGGGGGGGGGGGGGCAGUGCCAAAGGGUACGGGGUCUGGAAGCCCAGCGAGAGGAGAGGUUGUUCUCUUGGGUUUCCCAGGAGCGCUGCCCAUGACCCUGAAGCCUGGCCCAGCCUAGGGUGGGGGCCUGAGCCAUGUUCCGCUCCAGUGGGCCGUGUCAGCCUUGUCAUCAGCCGGACGGCCAGCUGGCUCCUGGAAGUCCAUCAUCCAACAGUCGUGCUCGUCAACAACUGCUUGGAAUCACCCAGAAGGUCUUCGGCAAACACCCCCUAACACAUGACACACCCUGGAAUCGGGAGUCCAGACCUCCCCCUGCCCAGGCUCCUGUGGCCAUGAUGCUGGGGGCAGGGGCAGGGUGGAGGCUGGGAGGGGGGUUACUUUCCACAUCACUUCUCCCCGCUCACUCACCCUGCACUCACUCCAAAGUCCUGCCCCACGUUGCGUCUCAGGCUUGCAUACAGAGAAUACCAGGGGGCUUUGCAAGGUCAAGGGUAUUGCUGGAAAGGGGACAGGGGGUGGAGCCAGGGGGCUGUUCGGUCUCAUGGUUGGGACGUUCCUGGACCUCAGUGGAGGCGGAGUGUUCCCACCACAGCCCUGGCAAGUGCUCCCCAUCAGGGCCUCCUUCCCCCAGAGCUGGUCUUCUGCACAGCCGCAGGGUGGGCUGGACCCCAUAGGCCCAGGCCCCGGGAGCUGCCCUCCCAUCCCCGCACCUGCACUGGGGAGGCACUCUUCUGGGAACAGGCUCUGUCAGGGACGCACAACCUGCCCUCCUGGCCAUGGGUGGCGCCGUGGUGGACGAGGGCCCCACGGGCAUCAAGGCCCCGGACGGAGGCUGGGGCUGGGCCGUUCUUUUCGGCUGCUUUGUCAUCACGGGCUUCUCCUACGCCUUCCCCAAGGCGGUCAGUGUCUUCUUCAAGGAGCUCAUGCGUGAGUUUGGGAUUGGCUACAGCGACACGGCCUGGAUCUCCUCCAUCCUGCUGGCCAUGUUGUACGGGACAGGCCCACUGUGCAGUGUGUGCGUGAACCGCUUUGGCUGCCGGCCCGUCAUGCUCACGGGGGGCCUCCUGGCGUCCCUGGGCAUGGUGGCCGCGUCCUUCUGCAGAAGCGUCAUCCAGCUCUAUCUCACCACUGGGGUGAUUACUGGCCUGGGUUUGGCGCUCAACUUCCAGCCGUCGCUCAUCAUGCUCAACCGCUACUUCAAUAAGCGGCGCCCCAUGGCCAAUGGGCUGGCGGCCGCAGGCAGCCCCGUGUUCCUGUGCGCCCUAUCCCCGCUGGGCCAGCUGCUGCAGGACCGCUACGGCUGGCGGGGCGGCUUCCUCAUCCUGGGUGGCCUCCUCCUCAACUGUUGCGUGUGCGCCGCGCUCAUGAGGCCCCUGCGGGCGCCCGGGCCAGCUCCGGGCCCCGCGCCGCAGCAGCCGCCACGCCGGCUGCUGGACCUGAGUGUCUUCCGGGACCGCGGCUUCGUCAUCUACGCCGUAGCCGCCUCCAUCAUGGUGCUGGGGCUCUUCGUGCCCCCCGUGUUCGUGGUGAGCUACGCCAAGGACCUGGGUGUGCCCGACGGCCAGGCCGCCUUUCUGCUCACCGUGCUGGGCUUCAUCGACAUCUUUGCCCGGCCCACUGCCGGCUUCAUCACAGGCCUGGAGAAGGUGCGGCCCUACUCUGUCUACCUCUUCAGCUUCUCCAUGUUCUUCAACGGCUUCACAGACCUCACGGGGUCCACAGCCGGCGACUACGGAGGCCUGGUCGUCUUCUGCAUCUUCUUCGGCAUCUCCUACGGCAUGGUGGGAGCCCUGCAGUUCGAGGUGCUCAUGGCUAUCGUGGGCACUCAGAAGUUCUCCAGCGCCAUCGGCCUCGUGCUGCUGCUGGAGGCCGUCGCCGUGCUCAUUGGGCCCCCGUCGGGAGGCAAGCUCCUGGACGCGACGCACGUCUACCAGUACGUGUUUGUCCUGGCGGGGGCGGAGGUGCUGGCCUCCUCCCUCGUGCUGGUGCUGGGCAACUUCUUCUGCAUUAGGAAGAGGCCCGAGGCGGCCGUGGAGGAGGAGGAGCGCCGCAAGCCCCCCGUAGACGUGAGGGUGGACUCCCGGGAGGUGGAGCACUUCCUGAAAGCAGAGCCCGAGAGAAACGGAGAGGUCGUUCACACGCCAGAAACGAGCGUCUGAGCCCGGGAGGCCAGCGGGGGUGACGGAGCCGGACAGACUUCAACGCUCAUGUUUAUUUCACAGUCAGGACUAGCUUGGCCGCCCGCGGGUCUCCGGGGAGGUGGUGGGCGGGGAACCGCGUCAUUCCACACUGUGGUGAAGCUGAACCGCGAGGUCACGAGCCGUCUGCACUGGGGACCCAAGCCUGCUGACCCCGGAGCUGCCCGGUGCCCACCGCUGAGCUCAGGGACCUAGAAACCCACGCUUCAGAGACAACAUGGCGGGCGUCAGAGGGCGGGGCUGGGGAGAGCCCGCGCAGUGGCGCCGUCUCGGGAGGGGCUUCCCCAUGGCUGCCUGGCUGCGCCCUGCCUGCCCCUCGCGGGGUGCCUGGGAGACAAAACUGCCUUCCUGGACCUCUGAAGGUCUGAAAUAAACCUGCCUGUGGGAGGAGCCACUUUGGAAGGCUCUUCACGGA